AUGUCUAGGCCUACGUUCGUCUGUGUUCCAGGCUUUUGCCACACCUCAGCCAUAUUUGAUCCGCUCAGAACUCUCCUCGGCCACUACGGAUAUCCUGUCCUUCCAGUUCAGCUUCCAUCAGUACUUGUGAAUGGAGGUCAUGCAUCAAAUGAUCCUGCUCAGGAUACUAGAGCGAUACGAAGUUCUGUCUCAUGUCUUGUAGAAGCAGGCCACGAUGUCAUUGUAAUUCUGCAUUCUUAUGCCGGUGUACCGGGUGGCGAUGCCUUGCAAGGCCUAGGCAAAACUGAGAGGGCACAAAGGGGCUUAAGCGGUGGAGUUCUACGAAUCGUAUUUGUCAUGGCGUGGAUCGUCCAAGAGGGCUUUAAACUUUGCGAAGAAGGAGAUUAUAGUUCUUUCCCACCAUAUAUGCAUUGCAACACAACUUCACGUGUAAGUCGUACGAUCCAAAUCUCUCCUUUCAACCAAAUACUUUUGAUAAGAUUCGGAAACCACAACCUCGCCAAGGGAUUUUAUCCUCACUCCAGCACAAUAUUUUUCUUUACCUCUGCCAGACUCUAGCUUACUAUUCGCUACAUGUUAGAAAAAGGCCGGCACUGUGUCUAUUCCAUCUGCAUUGGCGAUUCAAUACUUUUACAAUGACUUACCUCAUGACCAUGCCGAAUACGUGAGUUGUUCUAGCCAAAGCAGAAGUACUGCUUACUAAACCCUCUAGUAUGCACACAUUAUGCGCCCCCAAGCUACAUCAGUAUUGUACCACCGAACCACAAUUGCGGCAUGGCGCACAAUCCCUACCACAUACGUUCUAUGUCCCCUCGACAACGUGCUUACUGAUGCAUACGCACGACUUAUGCUUACUUCAGCUCAAGAAUCGGGUAGUAACAUCGAUACUAUAGAGGUAUGCGAGGGGGCCGGGAGUUGCUGUUGGUUGGGGUCCGCAGCUGAUUCAUUCACGGGGAUUUUACGACGGGCCGCAGGAGAAUCGGUAUGA
Molecule: messenger RNA, 988 nt
Organism: Sclerotinia trifoliorum
Lineage: Eukaryota; Fungi; Ascomycota; Leotiomycetes; Helotiales; Sclerotiniaceae
Source: the annotation of a GenBank genome assembly